AUGGCGCCGAAGAAAAAGGGAAACAAGAAGGGCGGCGAUGACGACUGGGAAGCCGAGCUGGGCGAGUCCAUCGUGCCCACCGGCGAGGCCCCCGCCACCGAUGCCGCCGCUGCUGGCGACGCCGCUGCCGAGGAGGAGGAGGCCGGCGGCCUGAUGGCGACGCUGCGCAAGAACAGGGAGAAGCGCAAGAAGAAGGGCCUCCAGGGACGAAGGAGGAGGCGGCCCGGAGGUCGCCGCCCCCGUCGAGGCCACGGCCGAAGGACGAGUGGGGCGCUGCCCGAGAAAGAAGGGCAAGGGCGGCAAGGGCAAGCAGGCCGACAAGUCUGCGGCGGCGGGCGACGAUGCUGGCGACGACGCCGGCAACCCGGUCGUUUUCUUGACCCAGGGCGGGAAGGAGAAGGAGGAGGAGAAGCCAGGGCGGAGGAGGAUGCCCGCCGCACCGAGGAGGAGAUCAAGGCCCGCGAGGAGGCUCGCCUCCUCAAGAAGCAGAGGGAGAAGGAGAAGAUCGAGCAGCUCAAGAAGGAGGGCAAAUACAUGACCAAAGCCCAGAAGGAGGAAAAGGCCCGCAACGAGGGCAAGCUUCAGCAGAUGAUUGCUGCCGGUAUCAAGGUCGGCCCUGCCGAUGAGGAGGGCGAGACGGAGAAGAAGAAGCCCGCCGACAGGAAGAAGGGCGGCCGCAAGGCUGCUGAGAAGGUCGACGAGGAGAAGGUGCUCGCCGAGGCUGCCGCCCGUGCGAAGGAGCAGGCUGAGAAGCUCCUCAAGGAGGCCGAGGAGGAGGCCCGCCGAAAGGCCGCAGAGGAGGAGGCCAAGGCGGCCAAGAAGCCCGAGAGCGACGUCGAGGAAGACUGGGAGGCCGCAUCUGACUCUGACGACGUCAAGGACAGCUGGGAUGCUGACAGCGACGACGAGGCCAAGGCCGACAAGGCGCUUCCCUCGAGGCCAAAGGCAAAGGAAGACGGUUCGGAAGAAGAGGAAGACUCCGAGUCCGAAUCCGAGUCGGAAGACGAGGAGGCCACCACGAGGGCCCUACAGGAAGCACAGCGCAAGAGGGAGGCGGCCGAGCGUCGUGAGAAGGCCCACCAGGCGCCCUUCGCCGCCCGGUCCAAGGACAACCUCCGAUCGCCCAUUUGCUGUAAUUCUUCGGUCAAGGCGGCGCUGGGUGUCAAGAUCAGCGCGCCGGGUCUCGAGGGCGCCAUUGCCGGCUCCCGCCUGCUCGUUGUCGGUCCCGACGACGACGAGGACGACCUCUGCGACGAGGUCGAGGCCGAUCUCGCCGUGCUGUUCAACCGCGUGGAGAAGACGGGUCGCGGUGUCAGCGUGCAGGCCUCGACGCUGGGUUCGCUCGAGGCCCUGCUCGACUUCCUCAAGGACUGCAAGAUUCCCGUGGCCAACGUGGGUAUCGGCCCAGUGUACAAGCGCGACGUUAUGCAGUCGGGCAUCAUGCUGGAGAAGGCGCCGGACUAUGCCGUCAUGCUCUGCUUCGACGUCAAGGUCGACAAGGAGGCGCAGGCCUACGCCGAGGACGUGGGUGUCAAGAUUUUCACGGCCGACAUCAUCUACCACCUGUUUGACUCGUUCACGAAGCACAUGGACGAGCUCCUGGAGAAGAAGAAGGAGGAGUCCAAGAUGCUGGCCGUCUUCCCCUGCGUUCUCAACACGGUGGCUGUGUUCAACAAGACGAACCCUAUCGUUGUCGGCGUCGACGUUGUGGAUGGCCAGCUCAAGAUCAAUACGCCCAUUGCCGCCGUCAAGACGAACCCGGUGACGGGUGUCAAGGAGGUCAUCAACCUCGGCAGAGUUACCUCGAUCGAGCGCGACCACAAGCAGAUUCCCGUGUGCAAGAAGGGCCAGCCGUCGGUGGCAGUCAAGAUCGAAAUGGGCGGACACCAGCCGACAUACGGACGACAGCUCGAGGAGCCGGAUGCGCUGUACAGUCUCAUCUCGCGCAAGAGCAUCGACACGCUCAAGGAGUUCUACCGCAAGGACGUGUCGAACGACGAGUGGCAGCUCAUCAUCAAGCUCAAGCCUCUGUUCGACAUUCACUGA
Molecule: messenger RNA, 2046 nt
Organism: Verticillium alfalfae VaMs.102
Lineage: Eukaryota; Fungi; Ascomycota; Sordariomycetes; Glomerellales; Plectosphaerellaceae
Product: eukaryotic translation initiation factor 5B
Exons: 5
Coding region: 1-2046 (681 amino acids)
Molecular function (GO): translation initiation factor activity
Source: RefSeq, a predicted model, not a curated record